Molecule: messenger RNA, 1425 nt
Organism: Lytechinus variegatus (green sea urchin)
Lineage: Eukaryota; Metazoa; Echinodermata; Echinoidea; Temnopleuroida; Toxopneustidae
Product: glutathione S-transferase 1-like
Exons: 5
Coding region: 161-802 (213 amino acids)
Biological process (GO): glutathione metabolic process
Molecular function (GO): glutathione transferase activity
Source: RefSeq, a predicted model, not a curated record
CCCAAGUCCUCAAGUACAAUAUUUUGUGCGCGAUAUUUUCAAUGUUCAGUGCAGUCUUCUUUGGGAGAGCUAGUACCUCGAUAACACGCAGUCUCGUCUCGUUAUCAUCUGACGCUCUCUGCUAUCCUUUUCUCCUGAAUUUCUAUAAUCAAAUUAAAACAUGUCUACCUACAAACUGACGUAUUUCGAUGCUCGUGCUAGAGGGGAACCUGCCAGGAUGCUCUUUGCUCUGGCUGGGCAGAAGUAUGAAGAUAUUCGGUAUGAUUUCGAGGGACAGGAGUGGCCACAGAUCAAAGGAGAUAGGAAAAGGUUUCCCCUUGGUCAGCUACCCGUGUUGGAUGUAGACGGUCAGCUCCUGACUCAAAGCAGGGCUAUUUACCGCUUUCUAGCUCGUCGCUUUCCAGGUGAUUACUAUGGGAAGAACGAUGAUGAGCGUGCACAGAUAGACGUCAUCCUUGGGAUCAUAGCGGACAUCGAGAUCGCAAUCACACCGGCUUUCGAGACACCAGACGCUGCCAAAAGAGAAGCCGACCUUGUCAAGGCUAGGGACAGUACUCUUAAGCCUUCAUAUGAGUUCUUCUCUCAAUCUCUUCAGAAAGCAGGAGGAAAAUACUUCGUUGGAAACAGGAUGACGUUAGCCGAUCUGGUCAUCUUCAAUCUCAUCGAUUUUUUCAUGGACAGCAUCAUUGGUCUGAAGACAUAUUUUGACCCUUACCCAAACCUGGUCAAGUACUACGAAACAAUCAAGAGUGACUCUCCUCUCACCGGAUAUCUCAAAUCAAGGAAAAACACCCCUUAUUAAAAUCAUAUUUUCUGUCAUAACGUCUAAAGCAGAUUGAGCGAAAGAGUUGAAGUAGAAGAGUGAAAAGGGAAUGAUUGAUAGAUUGGUGUAGAGAAACGCCGAAAGGGCCUAGCUAUUGUCAGCUAGGAUGGGGGGAUAUUUCCUAUCAUUAUUACAAACGAAAAACUUUCGCUCAAUAUUGGCUAGAAUCUGAGCAUGCAUGUAUACGAUAAAUCUAUUAAAUGCAAUUAUUCUAUAAAAAAAACGUGGUAACAUUGGUCAUUAAUCAUUAUCCCUACAUAACCAAACGUGAAUUUUUGAAGUCAAUUAUUGAGGAAAAUACACAAGUCUUUAAGAAUAUUUUUAAUUGGCUUCCAUUUUGGAUAUUAUAAGUGUGUGUUACCCAAAGGGAAGCUUGUAUAUUGCAUUUCGUGGCGGCACUAGGAUUUUUAAAUAGGAGGGCAAGUGGGGAUGGGGGGGGGGGCAAAGAAGAUUUUGGGGAGCAGAGGUAGACAAUAUUUUUUGUUGUUGCAUGUUUUGCAAAAAUAGUGUGUAAAGUAUGAGCUGAAUUGUUAAUAUACUGAACUGAAAAGGGACCUUUUGACGACUGUUUGCGGUUGUUCAUAAAGAAGAUAGUCAGUGAU